Messenger RNA from Polistes dominula (European paper wasp), 1343 nucleotides. RefSeq lists its product as uncharacterized. NCBI's taxonomy places the organism in Eukaryota, Metazoa, Arthropoda, Insecta, Hymenoptera, Vespidae. Gene Ontology annotation, cellular component: cytoplasm. Gene Ontology annotation, biological process: proteasome-mediated ubiquitin-dependent protein catabolic process; multicellular organism development. The record is from RefSeq and is a predicted model, not a curated record. Gene Ontology annotation, molecular function: ubiquitin conjugating enzyme binding; ubiquitin protein ligase activity.
AUACGCUGCCGUAAUAAAAAAGAAAUAUAUUUUUUUUCAAAUCGUUUAAUGCGAAAAAUCAUUUGAAAAUAAUGUCUGACUCAUCCGACGUGGAGAUGUUUUUUGAAGCAGCUGCUGGAAAAAUAGCAAAAAUGUCUAAUUCAUCGGCUAAGACUAUCAUAUUACAAUUUCACGAUAUAAAUGAACCAUCAUCUUCGAAAGAUAAUAAACUUUCAUGUGGAUUUCAUUUGACUAAAACUUUGUGGGAUGCAUAUCCUUGGAUAGCACUCGUUGAAAAUGAAAGUGUCGCUAAUCGAGCAGGAUUAAGACCAGGUGAUUGCUUACUUAACGUUAAUGAUAUCGAUUUGUUGGGUUUAAAAUUAAAAGAUAUUGCUGAUUUGAUAAAAGAAGCAAAAGAAGAUAGAAAUAAUGUAAUGCUUCGUAUUUGGAGAUACGAAUAUCAAUCAUUGGAGAGUGGAGAAGUCACUGGUGUAGCUUGGAAAAGACCACUUCCAGAAAUAGUUAGUAAAUUUGCUAACGUGUUUUCAGAAUGUUUACGCUGUUUAGAAUGUCCAGUUUGUUUGGAACGUGCAGUAUCACCAAUUUCGCAAUGUAUCAAUGGUCAUAUAAUUUGUUUUAAAUGUAAACAAAGAACGUCAAAAUGUCCCAUGUGUAGAGUACCACUUGGCCAUGGUCGUUGUCUUCUUGCUGAAAAACUUUGGAAAGUUAUUUUUGAUAUUUUUGAUACGAAUCACGAAGUUGACAAAUUUAAUAAAUCGUCCAGUAAAAAUCUAACAGAAUAUUUGUUUGGAAAUCUUAAUAAAUUGAAUAUAACAAAAUUACAUGAGAAAAAUACCAAUGUUUCUUAUAAAUUGAAACGAUCAUUAUUAACUAAAUUGUUUCACGGUGGAAAAGCUGCUUCUACGGAAAAUCUUGCAAUGGCAACACAUAGCAACAAUGAAUUAUCAAGAUUAGAAUCUAAUAAUGUCACUAAUAAUAAUAAUAAUAAUAAUCUACAAAGAUUGACUUUAAACGAUCGACUAAAAUCAGCAAGCACCAGUAGAAUUCCAUUAAAACAAGUUAAUCGUGAAAUGGUUGACGAACGUGAACUACAAUCGAAUAUUAGCAUUCAAUUUAGAAGCAUGUACAUAGAUUGGAAUUUUAUGUUAGAUAGAGUGUUAAGUUCAUCAACGAUUAGUAGACUGUUAUCUUGUCCAUUUUAUAUACAGAAAAAGUGUCAAAUUGUUUUAAACAUAAAUAAAUUAUUGGAUCAUUUAAUCAUGUAUCAUAAUAGUAAAAUAGUUCACAUUCGUGAUGGAAAAUUUAAAAUAGAUAUUCCAUCAAUCUAUGGACCUAAUGAUAUU